This is a messenger RNA of Humulus lupulus (European hop), 987 nucleotides long. Its product is annotated as 3'-5' exonuclease-like. Gene Ontology annotation, biological process: nucleobase-containing compound metabolic process. The transcript has a single exon. Gene Ontology annotation, molecular function: 3'-5' exonuclease activity; nucleic acid binding. Gene Ontology annotation, cellular component: cytoplasm; nucleus. The record is from RefSeq and is a predicted model, not a curated record. Bases 166 to 786 code for a protein of 206 amino acids. Lineage: Eukaryota; Viridiplantae; Streptophyta; Magnoliopsida; Rosales; Cannabaceae.
AACUUCUUGCAGUGGUAAAGAGGUCUCAACAAUAUUUUGUAAUUAAAUUCAACAUAUUUCGAGACUUUUCUGCUACAUCAAAUAAUAUUUCUCUUUCAAUAUAAAUUACACAUAAAACUCAUCUCAUGUUCCAACUGGUUCGUAUAUAGUCUAACGAUAAUCGACAUGGAUAAUGAAGAGACCUACGAUCAUUACAACAUCGAAGUCGGAAACGACACCGUUCAGACGCUAGUGACCAACAGCCCGGGCAUGGUCGAUUCAUGGAUUGCCAAGAUCGAGCGUAUCCACCGCCGCCGCCUGAACCGUCUCGUCGUCGGGCUCGACAUCGAGUGGAGACCCAACUUCAGGCGUGGGCAGUCGAAUCCAGUCGCCCUCCUCCAACUCUGCGUCGGCCGCCGCUGCCUCAUCUUCCAGAUACUCCACGCUCCCAACUUCCCCGAUUCGCUCACUCAGUUCCUUGGUGACGGCAACUACACCUUCGUCGGGGCCGGAGUUUAUAAAGACGCUGAGAGGCUGGCGUCGGAGUUGGACGUGGAUGUGACAACCUGCGUAGAACUCGGGGCCCUUGCGGUGGAGGCCUCCGGCGGCGACCGGAGACUGAAGAAUGCUGGGUUGAAGGGCUUGGCAAGGGAGUUUCUUGAAAUGAAUUUGGAGAAGCCGCGGGAAGUGCAGCUGAGCAAAUGGGACGCGCGCUGGCUGACGCUUGAUCAGGUUCAGUACGCAUGCACUGAUGCUUUCGUGUCCUUUGAGAUUGGGAGGGUCUUGGAAGCCUGGAAAGCUAGUUGAGUUGAGUUUGUAAUGAUCUGUGUUGGUCGAUUAUGGUAUUACUAUUAAUUAGUACGAGUACUUGUAUGUAGAGAUAUCAAAGUUUCUGAUGUAACUCAAUUUUCUACCGUCUGAUUGUGGAGAUUGAAUUAAUUAUAUAUAGUUGUCAUUCAGAGGAAAAGUAAUCCUGUGAAAUGAAAGACUGAGAAGUUGAUCGAGUGC